AUGAUGCCCAUUAAAAUUGUUUACGUGGUAUUAAGCACAUUAGUGUUAACAAACAAAGUAAAUAGUGACCAAAACAAAAGAGCCAUAGAUAUUGAGUGGGAAGCCGUACAUCCACCCUUUGAUCCAAACAUAUACGAGGAAAUUUUAGAUCCUGAGCUAUGUGCAAAACAAAUCGAAUAUUUGAUUUCCAACGAUACGCUUUUGCUGAUGACAUUUCUCGAGACAGGCCCAAGGAUACCACGUGGAAUUCUGCAAGGAAAUCUUAUAGAUCUAGGAAAUUACCACCAAUGCCUUGGUAUUAACAAAGAAAUCGAUGAUAUGGUUAUUGACGGGAAGUAUUGCCAAAUAGGAAUUGGAUUGUCAGAACUUGAAAUUUUGGGUAGUAGAACUGAAGUGGAAAACGCAAAAAAUGCAGUUGAUAUAAUAUCUAAAACUGAUGGAAUAAAUUUAUAUAGAAAAUUACGAAACAAUUUAGAAGUAUUGGAUGGGGUAGAAAGUAAAAACGCCUUAAGAAUGAGUGCAGAUAAUGUGGACGAUUUACAGUUUAGUGUAGCUAUUUGUGUACCCAAGCCUUGCUCUGUGAGACAAGCGAUAGAAAAUCUCACUGAGUUGAUACAUUUUGAGGAACAAUUUUGCCGAUUUAAAAAUGACAAACCUUUGGCACCAGGGGUCUAUGUGGCUAUUGUAUUCUUCAGUUCAAUUGCUUUACUGGUUAUUCUUAGUACAAGCUAUGAUAUCUGGAAUACAGUUAUUCAUAAACGGGAUCCCAAAUCUCUCAGCACUAUUUCUCUAUCGUUCUCAGCAUAUACAAAUGCUCGACAUCUCAUCACUUUUAAACCAGUUCGCGGUGCUUUAGAAUGUGUCGAUGGCAUCAGAGCAAUAUCUAUGGCUUGGAUUGUAAUGGGGCACUCGUUCGGUGUUUUUCCACCACUUAUGAAUAUUUUGGACUUUUUUCAGUGGGGUAUGUCAGUUGGUUCAAUGUGGUUGACUACAGCACAUAUUGGUGUGGACACAUUCUUCAUGCUAAGCGGUUUGCUAAUCGUCUACACUACAGUAGGAAAAAUUAGCAGUAUGAAACUAUUAAAGAACCUUCAUCUAUUUUAUCUAAAUCGACUUCUUCGAAUGUUUCCUCUACUGGCCGCAACCAUAUUGUUGCAAGUUGGCGUGUUACAUUACAUUCAUGACGGUCCUAUGUGGAUGACAGUAGCUAUCCAGACUGAAGAUUGUAGAUCGAAAUGGUGGUUAACAUUGCUUUAUGUGCAAAAUUAUUUUCGACCAUCUUGUUUAGGUCAUACCUGGUACUUAGCAAUUGAUAUGCAGUUACAUAUUCUGUCUCCACUGAUUUUAUUCUGGGUAUUGUCAGGCAAAAAAAAACUGGCAUGGUCGGCUUUGAUUGCCUCACUAUUAGUUUCUCUCACGGCGUCUUCAAUUUACAACUUUAUGUAUAACUUCAUUGGGUCUUCUAUACGAUUUAUAUUGGACCUAGAAGAGAUCGACCGAUACACGAGGUAUUAUUACUACAAUACAUUAACAAGAUGUUCACCUUUCUUUGUUGGGAUGUGCUUUGGAUAUUUGAUCCACUACUGGCGCGAAAAGAAUAUUCGAUUAACAAAAAUCAUGAAUUGUAUGUUAUGGAUCGUUGAUUUAACCAUAUUGUGGUGUGCUUUCUACGUGUCCACGCCGAUGAAAAAAGCUGCCUUUGAUAACCAAACUAUGGACAACUUAGUGAAUUCUUUCAUGCGACCAGCAUGGGCUAUUGGGCUUGGUUGGCUCAUUCUUGCUUGCGCUGAAGGUUACGGAGGCCCAAUCAACUGGUUUCUAUCCUUGCAAAUAUGGAAAUUGCCAUCUCGGCUUUCAUACGCGAUAUAUUUAUUGCAUAUGCCUAUACAGUUCGUUAUAAGCGGAGCAGCUUCGCAACACGGCUAUUUUUCUGUAUCGAAUUUUAUUUUUAUAUACAGCGGUGAAGUUGUAAUAAUUUUUAUAGUCAGCUUUGCUUUUACAAUUCUGGUGGAAUCUCCGUUUUCCGCUAUUUUCAAAAUGCUCUUAGGAGGUGGUAUCAAGAAACCUAAGUCAGAGAAACGAGAUGAUAAAAAAAAUAUUCAAAAAUCUACUUGCGACUAA
This is a messenger RNA of Hyposmocoma kahamanoa, 2121 nucleotides long. Its product is annotated as O-acyltransferase like protein-like. Gene Ontology annotation, molecular function: acyltransferase activity, transferring groups other than amino-acyl groups. Bases 1 to 2121 code for a protein of 706 amino acids. The record is from RefSeq and is a predicted model, not a curated record. Lineage: Eukaryota; Metazoa; Arthropoda; Insecta; Lepidoptera; Cosmopterigidae. The transcript has 13 exons.